Messenger RNA from Hibiscus syriacus, 1300 nucleotides. Its product is annotated as NADPH--cytochrome P450 reductase-like. Bases 18 to 1289 code for a protein of 423 amino acids. The record is from RefSeq and is a predicted model, not a curated record. NCBI's taxonomy places the organism in Eukaryota, Viridiplantae, Streptophyta, Magnoliopsida, Malvales, Malvaceae. Gene Ontology annotation, cellular component: cytosol. The transcript is spliced from 10 exons. Gene Ontology annotation, molecular function: NADPH-hemoprotein reductase activity; FMN binding; flavin adenine dinucleotide binding.
UUGCUAACAUUACUCGUAUGAUAUUUGCAGGAGCAAAGCGCAUAGUUCCUUUGGGUCUCGGCGACGAUGACCAAUGCAUGGAAGAUGACUUUACAGCAUGGCGUGAAUUAGUAUGGCCUGAGUUAGAUCAGCUUCUACGUGAUGAAGAUGAUGUGACAACUGGUUCUACUCCAUACAAUGCUGCUGUUUUGGAAUACCGAGUUGUAUUUUACGAUCCUGCAGAUGCACCACUUGAGGAUAAGAAGUGGAGUAAUGCAAAUGGUCAUGCUAUUUAUGAUGCUCAACAUCCAUGCGGGUCUAAUGUGACUGUGAGGAAGGAGCUUCAUACUCCUGCAUCUGAUCGUUCUUGCACCCACCUUGAAUUUGACAUUGCUGGCACUGGACUUUCAUAUGAAACAGGGGAUCACGUUGGCGUUUACUGUGAGAACCUUGAUGAAGUUGUAGAUGAAGCAUUGAGUCUAUUGGGUUUAUCACCAGACACUUCUCUCUCUAUUCAUACUGAUAAAGAGGAUGGUGAGCCAAUUGGUGGAAGCUUGCCUCCUCCUUUCCCACCUUGUACUCUGAGAACAGCGCUGGCACGAAAUGCUGAUCUUUUGAGCUCGCCAAAAAAGUCUGCCUUGCUUGCUUUGGCUGCUCAUGCCUCGGAUCCAACUGAGGCCGAUCGACUAAGACAUCUUGCAUCGCCUUCGGGGAAACAGGAUGAAUAUGCACAGUGGAUUGUUGCAAAUCAGAGAAGCCUCCUUGAGGUCAUGGCUGAAUUUCCUUCAGCUAGGCCUCCUCUUGGUGUUUUCUUUGCAGCGGUUGCUCCAAGGUUACAGCCUAGAUAUUAUUCAAUCUCAUCCUCACCAAGGAUGGCACCUUCUAGGAUUCAUGUAACUUGUGCAUUGGUUUAUGAGAAAACGCCAACAGGUCGUAUUCACAAAGGAGUUUGUUCAACUUGGAUGAAGAAUGCUGUGCCAUUGGAGAAAAUCCAGGACUGCAGCUGGGCACCCAGUUUUGUAAGGCAAUCGAACUUCAAACUUCCUUCGGAUACUAAAGUGCCCAUUAUUAUGAUUGGCCCUGGUACUGGAUUGGCUCCCUUCAGGGGAUUCCUUCAGGAAAGACUUGCCCUGAAAGAAGCUGGCGCAGAACUGGGUCCGUCCGUAUUGUUCUUUGGUUGCCGAAACCGGCAAAUGGAUUACAUUUACGAAGAUGAGCUCAACAACUUUGUGAACAGUGGUGCACUUUCUGAGCUUGUGGUUGCCUUUUCACGUGAGGGACCUACAAAGGAGUAUGUGUAUCAAAGUUGAGGAGUGUUGUG